This is a messenger RNA of Macadamia integrifolia, 968 nucleotides long. Its product is annotated as transcription factor HY5-like. Gene Ontology annotation, molecular function: DNA-binding transcription factor activity, RNA polymerase II-specific. Bases 248 to 763 code for a protein of 171 amino acids. The record is from RefSeq and is a predicted model, not a curated record. Gene Ontology annotation, cellular component: nucleus. Gene Ontology annotation, biological process: response to red light; response to far red light; regulation of photomorphogenesis. The transcript is spliced from 4 exons. Lineage: Eukaryota; Viridiplantae; Streptophyta; Magnoliopsida; Proteales; Proteaceae.
UUUACUCUACAGUUGGAAAAAAUGAAGGAAGAAAUGAGACGCCGCCACACGCCUCAUAUCUGGGAUUUUAUUUGGAGUUGUUCAAUUCCUUCCCUCGUCCUCGAGGGCUCGACGCCUACCCUUCCGGCCUUUUACCCACCCUGAUCCUGAAUACUGAUCCUCUCAAUUCAGGACCUGCAACUCACUGAGUGCUAUUAUUCUACUACUCUUAAGUACCUAUGGUACUAUACACCAUACAUCUCUGAAAAUGUCAGUUGUUGAGGCUAACAGGCGGUCUCCUUCUAGCUACGAUCAGAAGAGCUCUUCUUCUUCCUGGAAGAACAGCAACUCCUUCCCUCCUUCCCACCAAGACAAGCACAAAUUAGAGGAAAGUGAUGAAGAUCUGUUUACGGUUCCCGACGUUGAAGAAGUUCGGCCCAGUGACUCCACCAGAACCACAGCUGACGUCCAACACGGUAAUAGCACUACCCCUCUUCCCUCCAAGCGUCGCAGGGGUAGGAAUCCUGCUGAUCGGGAGCACCGACGCCUAAAGAGGUUGUUGAGGAACAGGGUCUCUGCCCAGCAAGCCCGAGAAAGAAAGAAAAUCUAUGUCAAUGAUUUGGAAUCAAAAGCUAAAGAGUUACAGGACAUGAAUUCUGAAAUGGAGGAGAAGAUCUCCACUUUGACCAAUGAAAAUGCCAUGCUUCGGAAGGUCCUCAUGAACACCAGGCCAAAAGUUGAUGAAAGUAUUGAGCCGAAACAUGAUCUGGUGGGGAAGAGCUGACUAGCAUUCUUCAUGUUUAUAUUAAAGUUUAUGGAGUCAUAUUCUGUGGCAGGCCCUUAUUGUUAAAAUGGUGACAGUGGACUGUCAGUCCCCAUCAUUCAUUCAUGUCAUAUACUUAAAUACGACUUAGAUAAUUUGAUUUGGCACCAAAUAGUGAAGUUAUAAAUUUAUGGUAAUAAGACUGGGUUUUGCAGUUGCUGCUGUA